CAGCGUCAACUUAUCGUCUCUCUCUAGUCUCUUUUUCUGCUGUUGUGUCGCCCAAAGGCCCAGACGCUCAGUACUUUUUAGUAAUUAAAAAAUAAUUGUAUUAUUCUCCAGCCUCUUUCUUUAAUUUGUAUUUGUUAUUUUUAAGUAGUUUAGUUACUUUGUCAUUCUUUCAAUUAACAAAGUAAGUAAAUCGUUUAUUACAUAUUUUUGAGCGUCUAUAUGAACUGUUACCCUACAUAAAACAACUCACGAGGUUUUUUAGGUUAUUUUCUGUUAACAGGAUGUCAUCAAUAUUGUUCAUGACGAAUAAUAUUCUCAUCUUCGUGUAACUAUUAUAUUUUUGUUUUUAGUUGUAUUUUGAAUCAUGGCUGACAUUGAGGAUACUCAUUUUGAUACUGGUGACUCUGGUGCAUCGACUACAUACCCCAUGCAAUGUUCAGCUUUACGAAAGAACGGUUUUGUUAUGUUGAAAGUAAUGCAUUCCUCAUCUUAUGAUUUUAUUGUUUAAAUUUAUUGGUCGGAAAUAUUAGUUAUUAAAUUUUAAUGAAUUAUAAAAUUUAUAAUUAAAAUAAAUUACCUAACGUGUUUUCAUAGGUAAAUAAUUUAUUUAUUUAUCAAACUGAUAGCUCCUAAUUUUAUUACUAAUACAAAUUAAAUAGUUUUUACUUGUUAUAGUAUACUUUUUUAAUAUGGUAUUUAAAUUGGAAAUUGUGUUUAUUUUUAAUGGAUAUUUUAUCUUCAUUUAGUGUUUUUUUUAAAGAAUUUUGUAGAACCAUUUUGAAUUUCUUGACUAGGUACUUCAUGACUUUUUUAUGAUAGGUUAUUAGUAUAUAUAAUUUUAUAUUAAUUGUAGCUAUUUUUAUUUCUAAUUUUUUUGUGGAUGUUUUAUUUUUAAUUAUUUUAGAUUAUGUACUCAUGUAUCUAAUUGGAAAUUACAAAGAACAUUAUUAUAGGUUAUAUUUUGGCUAUGUAACACUAAUAGUGGUUUUUGUGACUUGUAUAAUAAUUACACUUUCAUAUAUAUACAUUUUAUUUUAAUUAUUUAAAUUAUAUUUAUUUAGGCUCGCCCAUGUAAAAUUGUGGACAUGUCCACAUCAAAGACUGGUAAACAUGGACACGCUAAGGUUCAUUUAGUUGGCCUAGAUAUAUUUUCCGGUAAGAAAUAUGAAGAUAUUUGUCCAUCCACCCAUAAUAUGGAUGUUCCAUUUGUCAAACGUGAAGAUUAUCAGGUAACUAGUUUAUUUUUCAAGUAUAAAUAUCAAAUACGAUAGUUGUGUCUAAUAUACAAAUUGUUCACCCAAUUCGAGUAUUCAGAUAUAAUCUUUGUUAGCUGUAGUUGUGAAUUUAUUUUUUUUCAGUAAUGCUAGUUCAAAUUUGUCAAAAUAUUUAUUUAAUAAGAUAUUAAGUAACAUAUAUAAAUAUACCCAGAUUUAAAUAUAAAUGUAUAUAAAUAAGGAAUAGUACAAUGGUAAAUCACUUUCCUGUGGUUUACACCAGACAACAUGAUUGUCAACUAAAGAUCUACUAUUCCUCAGUUCUCAGUAUUUAUAAACCCUAAUUAUUUGGGUAAAUAGAUCAUUAAAUUACUGUAAAAUGAUUUUAGAGCUUAUAAACUUCGUAUGAAUUUUAUGAAAAUAUUGUUUACGUUUUAUUUAUUUAUUAUUUUUAUAAAAUCUUUCCAACAUAAAAUAACAUGCUCAAGAAAGUCAUAACAACAAUUCACAAAUAUACUUUUCUAAAAAAUUGUUAUAUUAAGUAAGUGUCAACUAUAAUACUUGUAGAACAGUUCACAUUUAAUAGUUUAUAUAAAAAAAAAAAAAAAACUAGUUAUUUUUGUAUACUUGAGAUUUUGUUUCAAUAUUUAAAUUAAAGUCUUCAAAUACUGUUUGUUUUUCCAUUUCAUUAUAUUUACAUUUCUGGAAUCACUUUUCAGAAGUUUUAAAUUAGUAUAGAUGUCAUUAAAUUAUAUUUAAGAUUUUAAAAUAAUAAUGUUGGGUAUUUUAUUUUGAUAAAAGAAUAUUAUGUUUAUUAUUUGAAAACUAAAUAUUUUUGCACAAUUUGGAAUUUUGACUAGAUUAAUAGGUCUUGACACUACUGCUUUUUUAAUCUUUGUGAACACAUGUAUCUCUGUAUUUGAGUAACUGUUAAAAAGUGUCUUUACUGAAAGGCUUCUUUAAUCCGUUUUUUUUCCAAGCCAUAAAUUCAUUAAUCUGUGUUUUAUUUAUUGUUCUAGAAGUAACAGAUUGUAAAUUGUAUUAAAUAAAAUAAAAAAUAUUGAGCACUAAUUUUCUUUAUUUUUUUCUUUCUAGUUUUAUAAUAUAAUAUAAGUAAAAAAAAUUAAACUUCAAUACAAUAAAAAAAAAAAACAUUUAAUUAUAAAUAAAUACUCUUAAAUUAUUAUAAUUAUUAUUAUUAAAAUAAAUACAUUAAAGUAAUAACAAAAGUUACCUACACUUAAGCUAAGCUUGUGGUGGCGUAGGGAGUUAAUAGGUGCUUAUUUCUCUUAUUUGUUGAUAUUAUCUUAUUAAUAUUAAACCAUUUAUAUUUAUAUUGAUAGUUUUAUUUAUAUUACAUAAUUUUUCUAAGUAUAUUCCUUUUUUAUUUUAAAUAGUUGACAGACAUAUCAGAUGAUGGUUAUUUAUGUUUGAUGUCUGAUAAUGGUGAUUUGCGUGAAGACUUGAAGAUUCCAGAAGGUGAAAUUGGUCAACAAUUGAAAAAUGAAUAUGAUGCUGGAAAAGAACUUCUGGUAAAUAAAAAAAAAAUACAUAGAUUUUUUUAUAAUUGAAAAAAAAAAUUGAUAGUUACAUUUAGUAAUUUUUUUUUUUUAGUGUACUGUAUUGAAGUCUUGUGGUGAGGAAUGUGUGAUUGCCAUUAAAACAAACACUGCUUUGGACAAAUAAUGCUUGCAAGUGAUUAAAAUGUUGGAUGAGCAGAACAUUUCUUUUAAUAUAUACUUUUUUUUUUUUCUAAGUGGCUAAACAGUUUUCAAAUUCUCUUUUUAAUAAUUAAACCUUAGAAAAAAUAUAAAUAACUUGUCCACUGUUAUUAUUAAUGUAAUUGAACAAUCUUAUCAGUCUUCAGGUUAAUAACUCAUACUAUUAUGGUAUUUAUAUUUAAAUAAAAUAUACAUUAUUUUUACUUUUUAAUAAAGUUGUUAAAGUAUAAACUAUGAGUUAAACCAGAUUUUGAAAUAUAAACAACUAAGUCACUAAUG
Cinara cedri is the source of this 3214-nucleotide messenger RNA. The record is from the annotation of a GenBank genome assembly. NCBI's taxonomy places the organism in Eukaryota, Metazoa, Arthropoda, Insecta, Hemiptera, Aphididae.